This is a messenger RNA of Camellia sinensis, 840 nucleotides long. Its product is annotated as Peroxidase superfamily protein. Lineage: Eukaryota; Viridiplantae; Streptophyta; Magnoliopsida; Ericales; Theaceae. The record is from RefSeq and is a predicted model, not a curated record. Gene Ontology annotation, molecular function: peroxidase activity; heme binding. Gene Ontology annotation, biological process: response to oxidative stress; hydrogen peroxide catabolic process.
AUGGCUAAUCCAAAGUCUCUUUCAGUUUUGUUUAUUCAGUUGACACUUGUUCUUAUCCUCUUAGACCUUUCUAAUGCACAAAGCUUGAAACUAGGGUUCUACAGCACAUCAUGCCCCCCUGCCGAGGCCAUCACCAAAAAGAUAACAACUCAAUUUAUUUAUCAGGCUCCAUCUCUUGCAGCUCCAUUGUUAAGAAUGCAUUUUCAUGAUUGUUUUGUUAGGGGCUGUGAGGCAUCUGUGCUUUUGAACUCUACCAAUAAUAACCAAGCAGAGAGAGAUGCAAUUCCCAAUCUAAGCCUGAGAGGAUUCCAAGUUAUUGAUGCUGUGAAAGCUGCAAUAGAGAAAGCAUGUCCUGGUGUUGUUUCAUGUGCAGAUAUUUUAGCCCUAGCAGCUCGUAAUGCAAUAAAUGGACCAUUUUGGCCAAUUCCAACCGGACGAAGAGAUGGAAAGAUUUCAAUUGCCGCUGAAGUCUUGACUAAUCUACCACCCUUUUUUUUUAACGUAACUCAAUUGAAAGCAUCUUUUGCCUCUAAGGGUUUAAACAUUAAAGACCUUGCAAUUUUGUCAAGAGGACACACCAUAGGAAUUUCUCACUGUCCUUCCUUCUCGAACGGCUUGUACAACUUCACCGGCAAAGGUGACACUGACCCGAAAAUGGACCAGAAUUACAUAGCUCAGUCGAAGAAGAAAUGCAAGCCAGGAGAUACAACUACAAUUGUUCAGAUAGACCCAGGAAGCUCAAAAAUAUUUGAUACUGAUUACUACACUGUAGUGAGUAAAAGAAGAGGAUUGUUUCAAUCCGACGCUACUUUUCUCACUAACAGUACUACCAAUGCUUAA